GUGUAGUUCAUGCGGAUAAAAAUGUGAAGACGUGCUACAAUCCAGUGGAAAGGACGUCACCGUAGUUCCCUGUCCCUGCAUGAUCCUCGGGCUUCGAUAAACACGCAGCUAUGCGCACAGUGGAGGUGAUGUGUUAUGUCAUGCUUCUAGCUUGUCAUUUUAUGAACUGUCAGUUUUCAGGGACCGGGACAGUGCUUUAGCUCUAUAGCAGCAGAAGCUAGCACUAUCAUCACCAGAGAGAGUGCAUUACAGCUGGCUCUGGCUAACGGCACAGCUGUUGUCCGCAACUCGGACAAACUGCGCCCACUCCGGGGCUUUAUCCCGUUUGAGGAGCAGCCAAGGUCUACGAGGAGAAAUGAACGAGUUGGUUAAAAGUUUGCCUUCUCCUACUCUGCCGGGCAUCCACAUGCCGUGCGCGGACACAUACAAAGGCUGGCUGUUCAAAUGGACCAACUACCUGAAGGGCUACCAGCGGCGAUGGUUUGUCCUCAGCAACGGCCUGCUGUCCUACUACAGAACUCAGGCCGAAAUGGCACACACCUGUCGUGGGACAAUUCCCUUGGCAACCGCUCACAUUGAAGUGGGAGAUACCUGCCACUUUGUUUUGACGAGUGGAGGCAGGAACUACCACCUUAAAGCCACCUCGGAAGGGGAGUGUCAGCGUUGGGUGUCUGCCCUGCAGCAGGCCAAAGCUAAUGCAACCCUGAUGAUGCAGCACUCAGAUGAUUCAGGAGAUGAAGGUCCCGGGCCACAGGAGGACCGCCCUAUAAACCAGGGGGUGCUAAAGACAUUGGCCACCAAACUGGAUGACCUGAGCACCUGUAAUGAGCUCAUAGGGAAGCACGGUGCCGCCCUGCAACGCUCUCUCAGUGAACUUGAGGACCUGCGUGGGACAGCCGAUAGCACGGACAGAGUCAAAACUGUUAAUGAGCGGGCGACUCUCUUCCGCAUAACCUCCAAUGCUAUGAUUAAUGCCUGUCAGGAUUUUGUGGAUGUAGCUGAAUCGCACAAUCGGAGGUGGCAAAAGGCUUUGCAGUAUGAGAGGGAACAGCGCCACCAUCUGGAGGAAACCAUCGAGCAACUGGCCAAGCAGCACAACAGCUUAGAGAGAGCGUGGAGGGAGAACCCAGCUUCAUACUCAGGUGUGGAGAGGUCUCAGCACGGGGAUGACAGUGAUGAGAAUGAGGAGGCAGAGUUUUUUGAUGCCAUGGAGGACUCCCCUGCAUUCAUAACUGUGGCUGCAACUGGCAGCAUACAGCACAAACGCUCAGGGAGCAACCAAAGUAUGAGUGGAGGAAUGCCCAAUGACUGGAUGCACAAUGAAAAUGAUACCUCAGUCACCAAUCAUAGAAGAACAAGACGCUGUCAUAUCCCAGACAAACCAAAUUACUCUCUGAACCUAUGGUCCAUUAUGAAAAACUGCAUUGGCAAAGACUUAUCAAGGAUACCCAUGCCUGUAAAUUUUAAUGAACCACUGUCGAUGCUGCAGCGACUAACAGAAGAUUUGGAGUACAGUGAGCUGCUGGACCGGGCUGCGCGCUGUGACUCUUCUCUGGAGCAGAUGUGUCUGGUUGCUGCCUUCUCAGUGUCGUCCUACUCCACCACAGUGCACCGGACAGCCAAGCCUUUCAACCCUCUGCUCGGCGAGACCUAUGAGCUUGAUCGUCUGGAAGAGUUUGGUUAUCGCUCCAUCUGCGAGCAGGUCAGUCAUCACCCACCAGCUGCUGCUCUCCAUGUGUCGUCUCAGCGAGGAUGGUCCCUAUGGCAACAUAUCACCAUCGACAGCAAGUUUCGUGGAAAGUACAUUUCUGUCAUGCCUUUAGGAAAUAUUCACCUACAUUUCCAUGCAAGUGGCAAUCACUAUGUGUGGAGUAAAGUGACCUCAACAGUGCACAACAUUAUUGUAGGGAAGCUUUGGAUUGAUCAGUCUGGAGACAUUGAAAUAGUCAACACAACAAGUAAGGAUACCUGCCGCCUUAAAUUCUCUCCCUACAGCUAUUUCUCCAGAGAAGUCCCCCGCAAAGUUACAGGUGUGGUUGAGGACAGAGAAGGCACAGGCCAUUAUAUCCUGACUGGAACCUGGGAUGACAAAAUGGAAUGUUCCAAAGUAGUGGAUAGCAGUGAAGGAUGUGGAGGAUCAGAGGGCAAGCAGAAGACAGUUUAUCAAACUCUUCAGCCCAAACUCUUGUGGAAGAAAUAUCCUCUCCCGAAUAAUGCAGAAAACAUGUACUAUUUCUCUUCCCUGGCUCUGACCCUGAAUGAACCUGAGGAGGAUGUGGCACCUACAGAUAGUCGCCUGCGCCCGGACCAGCGACUCAUGGAGGCAGGUCUGUGGGACGAAGCAAACACCCAGAAGCAGCGUCUAGAAGAACGGCAGCGACUGGAGAGGAAAAAACGAGAAGCACAAGCCAACCAGGCCUUGGAUGAUGGCCAAGAUGUGGAGGGUUACCACCCACUUUGGUUUGAGAAGAGAACGGAUGAAACAACCGGGGAAAUCACCUACACCUAUAGAGGAGGUUACUGGGAAGCAAAAGAGAGACAGGAUUGGAGCCAGUGCCCAGAAAUCUUUUAGAGGAUGUGCUACUCCAUACGUAAUUUCUAGACCUGUAAAUAGACCUCUCUCAGCUCUUUCAGGAAGCCCAGGAGGAACAUCUCAGAUAAACCUCUUUUACAGCAGUUUUUGAGGAAUGCAUGGCUUUUAAUGGUUAUUUUGCAAUGUAGCAGAUUCAUAGAACUAUCAGGACAUCAACAGGACAAAAAAAACAUUUUUGAGAAACCUAUACAACAUUUUCGUAAUUAACUUCCCUAAAUUGUGCAGUCGAGAUUUCUAGGAAACAAGGUACAUGUCAAAUAAGUUGAAUAGGGUGUUGAGAUUUCUAGGAAACAAGGUACAUGUCAAAUAAGUUGAAUAGGGUGUUUUCCAAUAGAUUUCUGGUUGACUUUGGACACCCACACAAUCCAUUAAUUUUGCAAAAUGAUCUGAUUGAGAUCGACACUGCCUUUCAUUUUGUGACACGUCAUUAAAUGCAACACUAAAACUAAGAGAAACAUUAUGUCUACCUAAUUUCUAAAACAAGUCUUAUUGGUGCUAAACUAGCCUGAUCGUGCAAAUACAAUAUUUGAAUCAAACCCCACUUUUUAAACAGAAGGUUUACAGGUUUUACUUAUAGUUUUGGGCAUUUAAAUAUUUUAUUCACAAUUCAGAUAUGUCUGAAUUGGCAUAAUAGCACAGCAACUUUUCUGCACAUGGUAGUUAGAGUACUCAUGAAUUCAUAUUAAUGAUGCAAUGUGAAAAAAAUAAGCAUUCAUCAUUCAAUAAAGUUGGAAAUGUUAUGUAAUUAAAAUAGUAGCUGUAAAUUAGUUGAGAGUAGCCAAAGAAUACUUAAGAUAAGUUCAGUGAUACUAUUAGGUCAUGAUGUACAAAUAGGGAUUCUUAGAGGGAAAUUCAUGUCCUGUAUAUUGCAGAAUUAUUUACAAAAUCACAAAAAUAUUGUUUUAUAUAUCUUGAGUAAUGAUCUUCAGGUUAUUUAUGUGUAAAGAAUAAUCCUAAAUGCAGCUGCAUACUGUUAAGGGGAAGUGUAUUUAAUAUCAAAUCAAUCCAAAGUUUACUUAUGCAAAGUUAUAGUAGAGCACAUACUGCAGGCUUUGUUCCUUAAAGUUUCCAUGAGAACAUACAGGUCGUUGCAUGAACUGUAGUGACUAGCCUCUUCACCUAUAUAAUACUCUAUAGGCACAUACUGAAAUCAUAUGAAUUCACCUUUUGUGCCCUAUGCCCACAGAAAUGUGACAGUAUAACUCAAAUAAAGUUGUGAAUGUGCUUGG
Periophthalmus magnuspinnatus is the source of this 3822-nucleotide messenger RNA. RefSeq names its product oxysterol binding protein 2a (gene osbp2a). The transcript has 14 exons. Gene Ontology annotation, molecular function: cholesterol binding. Gene Ontology annotation, cellular component: membrane; cytosol; intracellular membrane-bounded organelle. The record is from RefSeq and is a predicted model, not a curated record. Bases 356 to 2572 code for a protein of 738 amino acids. NCBI's taxonomy places the organism in Eukaryota, Metazoa, Chordata, Actinopteri, Gobiiformes, Gobiidae.